AUGGAUGUCAGCUUUAAUGUUUUCUACUUUGAUAUAUUGUCGACACAUGGUUUCUUGACAAGGGGAAACAAUGCGAUUGAAUUGGGGAAGGAAGUUGUGUCCAUCUGUAGAGAGAGAAAGCGCCAGAUCAAACGAGCCGUUGAGAGAAGGUAUGCUCUUGCAGAUGCACAUUACAAGUAUUGUCAAUCUCUUUAUGGAGUCUCGGCGGCCAUAAACCUCUUCGUGGCCCGCCAUUCUCCUCCGCCGCUGUAUAUCACAAUCCCAUCGGUGCCGGAGAAAAAUGCAGUCGUCUCAGACCCUUUACUCCUCAAGCAAAACCCAUCUGAGUCAAGCAAAAAGGUCGUACCUUGCGACUCAUGCAGUUCUUCUAGAAGCUCUGCCUCCGAAGAACACAAGCCCCUCGAAAAAGUGAAAAUAGAAAUAAAAAAAUGA
Striga asiatica is the source of this 432-nucleotide messenger RNA. The record is from the annotation of a GenBank genome assembly. Lineage: Eukaryota; Viridiplantae; Streptophyta; Magnoliopsida; Lamiales; Orobanchaceae.